Molecule: messenger RNA, 1061 nt
Organism: Podarcis raffonei (Aeolian wall lizard)
Lineage: Eukaryota; Metazoa; Chordata; Lepidosauria; Squamata; Lacertidae
Exons: 8
Coding region: 281-940 (219 amino acids)
Source: RefSeq, a predicted model, not a curated record
UAGACACGCAUUGUUAGGUCUGACUGCAAAAUGUCCCACAACGGUUGCUUCAUUAAACUUUCACAGGCUCUGUUUGCAACUUAGGAAUGAGUGAGCCCAAGGCUUCCAAUAUCAGGCUGCUAAGGCCAUUGUGAGAUGACCUCCACUGUGACGUCACCCCCUGCUAACUCACCGGACAGGUAAGCCUCAGAGCAUUGCUGGACCUGGUUCCUGGAAGCUAGCCAGCUACCUGCUCAUAUUUAUUGAUAUUGCUCAAAAAGGAAGAACCAUAUCAACGAACAUGCUUCAACGACUGCAAUCCUUAUUGAAAAAGAACAGCAAAGUCACCCCGCAGACUCCAGUGGAAGGGGGACCAAUUCCUUCCCUGGAAGUAUGGGAAGACCAUGACGAAAGGGGGAUCGGCAUGGCCAUCAAUUUCUUAGCAGCAAUAGAAGCAGAAAGGAAGCCCAUCAUGGCAAAGGAGGACCUUGCUAAGAAGAUAGUGGGCCUGAUGGAGCAAUACAAAGACCAUCCCUUUGCCUUUUUCAUUUUUACCAGCUGCAUGAAUGCAAUCGCAAAUCUGAGCAGAAGCAGCCCUCCACUCUCAGAGAAACUAGAGGCGAAGCUGCUCCAAGUCACUCUGUCACGCCUCGUUAUAAAGAGCACAGAAAGUGAAGCUGUUUGCGACAAGGCCCUUUGCAGAGGAGCCUCUGAAGCCCUGGGUGCAAUGCUCAAGGGGCUACUUUCAGAGGCCCCCACAAUGCACCACCUUCUGAAGAUCUUGGAGCACUUCCAACAGUACAUGAGGUCUUCAGACCGGCUAGAGAAGUCCCAGGCCAUCAAAGCCACCAAUUAUAUUUGCUUGGAAGCCUAUUACAGUCUUGGCCUGCAUUACGAUCUUCAUGAAAUGCGGGAGCAUCUGAGCCGAUUAUGGAGGAGCAGGAAGAUCAAGCAGAAAUAGGCUCUUCCUGUUGUCUCUUCCUUUCUCUUCCUUUCUUGAUCCCACCUAAAGGUGCCAACUGGAUUUCCUGGGUCCAGCGCUGUAUAGGCAGAUCAAGCCCACUUCCACCUCUGCAAACUGU